Molecule: messenger RNA, 2332 nt
Organism: Anguilla anguilla (European eel)
Lineage: Eukaryota; Metazoa; Chordata; Actinopteri; Anguilliformes; Anguillidae
Gene: cfap206
Product: cilia and flagella associated protein 206
Exons: 12
Coding region: 326-2191 (621 amino acids)
Biological process (GO): regulation of cilium beat frequency; regulation of flagellated sperm motility; sperm axoneme assembly
Cellular component (GO): ciliary basal body; axoneme
Source: RefSeq, a predicted model, not a curated record
UAAACGCCACUCCGGUUAGCUUUUUUGGAAAGGUGAUGCCGUGGGAUUAAUCUCACGCAACCGUGAGAACUUAAUUCAGUGAAAUAUAGCGAACUGUAACAGUACGAGCAACUUUGUAUACAUUUAAGCUUAUUAGCCAGCAAGCUUACCUGUAGCUAAUUCACGACUUGCGAUUUACAGCUGUCCAAAAUCAUUGAAAGUUAAUUCUUUAGGUGCUCAGCGUUUAGAGAGAGGUUUUAGAGAGACAACGAUUCAUAGAAACUAGUGUAAUAACUGCUCGUUGGGAUUAUUAGCUAGUUCUGCAAAUUGCCCAUUAAAGUUCAGAAUGUCUCGUGCUCAAGCUGAAAGCGUCAUCAAAAAUAUAAUUCGUGAAGUUGCUCAGGAAUGUGCGGGGAAAGGACAGAGCGUCUCAGAGACUUUAGUGGCGUUUAUGGUAAAAGCUGUUGUUUUAGACCCAAGAAAUCAAUUCAACGUAGAUCGGACUCUUACAAACAACGAUGUGCGAAACCUAAUUGAGUUAUGUGUUGACCGCCUCCUGGAUCAAGAAAGUCCUGCCCUUGACACAAUCAAAAUGCAGGUCUAUUUUGAUAUGAAUUACACAUCACGACGUGAGCUCCUGGAGGAGCACCAGCGCGUGCUUCGGUCCAGGCUGGCUGCAGUGAGUCGUGAAAUUACCGAGAGCAGGGUCAAGGACCGCGAAGAGCUUGACAUCCUUUACCGCAAGAUCGUUAGCUACAUGCUGCUUCGCUCAGGCGUAGGAUCCCCUACUGACAUAAAUACAGUGCGGGAGGCAACCGCUGCCUUGCAGAGUGUGUUCCCCCAGUCAGAGAUGGGCACCUUCAUGUCCCUCCUUAGGAAGGACAAGGAGCAGCAGCUGAACGAGCUCAGCAUGAUCGUCUUGGGCAUCCGUCUCUUCAAUAGGGACAGCGGCAAGGGAGGGGAGGGAAUUGACGAUCUGCCUUCAGUCUUGAAAGAGGCCAUUUCCACCACCAGGAGUCACAUUCUAUCAGAGCUCAAGGCCUCGUCGUUCUUAGCCUCCCAGCAGACAACCUUGCUGGAGUGGCUGCAUGACCCUGUGGACGGGCCCAGCAACUUCUUCAUCCCCAAGCCCCUGCUGAAUCAGGCACUGUACAACGUGAGGCAGCACGAAGCUUUCCUGAACAUCAUCUUGGCAGACGCAGGCUUAUGUGAAAUGCAAGUGGAAGCGCUGCAGGCGAACCUACGUACACAAAUGAAGGAGCUGAGGGCAACUGUCGAGUUCAAAACCGCAAUCCCUACUGCCCAAGUUUUUCCCCAUUUCACAGCUCUGGCAAAGACGUGGGCGGGGCUUCAGGAUGAGGUAGUCCUGCUGGGCGUCCUUGGCAACAUGGUAGCCAAUCUGCGGCCCUUCCUGGCCACCCAGGCGCGGCUCCUUCCUAAGGAGCAACUUGAAGUUCUGCUGGAGGACCUGGUGGUGAAGAGCGAUGAGCAGAGAAUGAAUGAAUCCUCCGGAAGCCCUAUUGACCCCACGCAGUUUGAGAAAGCAGAAUGGCUCUUCCCUAAAACCACAGCUAACUUUGACAAACUAUCUCUUCAGUUCAACGGAAUCUGCGGUUUUAUGCUCGUGGAGAAGGAUGGUUUUCUUUUGCCAGGUAACCCCCAUAUAGGGAUCCUGAAGCACAGAGAGAAAUACUACAUUUUCAGUUCCAAAGAGGCAGCUUGCGGCUUUGCCUCUAAGCCAGAUGAGUACAUCGCACGGGUCGCUGAGAUUGCCAAGAAGGCUCCAGAGCUUAUUCACCUGCUGGAACUCCAUCAGCAGUUUGCCUCUGUCACCCCAUAUUCAGAGUCAGGAGAGAGGCUGAUGGUGAAGCCCGUUGUAAAGUGCGAUAGCUGCACACAAACAGACACACACUUGGUGGAGGCCAACAUUGUGAGGUCCUACGAAUGGAAUGAAUGGGAACUCAGAAGAAAAGCAAUCAAACUGGCCAAUCUGCGGAGAAAACUGACCCACUCCGUGCAGACAGAUCUCAGCCACAUGAGAAGGGACAACGUCACCCAGACGUACCCUUCCAAAGACGUUUCCUGCCAAAGCAAAACGGAAGGCCAGAGCAACGUUCCAAAACCGCAGGUGUACCUGGCAGGCCUUCGCGGAGGGGGAUUGAAGCCAACGCAUAUGGUCAAAACCAAUUUGACAAGAGCGGUUGAUGAAUAAUAAUCGGCCUCUCUGCUGCUAAUGAGGUGGUUAUUUUGUUGUAUGCGAAAUUGUUCUCUUGUUUGCCUUUCGAAUUCAAGUUGCGUGGUUGCAUUUUUAAAUAGAGACAUACUUGUACAAAUAAAAAUUAUAAUAAACUGA